AAUCUGCCAUUUCUGCUUUAAGAAGUGUGGGCAGAGCUGCUGUGCAAAGUCCUUCUGCUGACUUUUCCCAGCCUGGCUGGCAGGUUUAAAACCCAGCGUGCACAGACAGAAGCAAGCUGCAGAUACCACUGAAGGUCUGUAGACUUAGAGAAGGCUCAGAAGCAUGGAAAGCCUCUGCACAGCAAACAGCACUUUUGCUGUGGACCUGUUAAGAAAGCUGUGUGAGAAGAAAAGUGGGCAGAAUGUGUUCUUUUCACCAUUUAGUAUUUCUUCUGCUUUGUCUAUGGUUUUGCUGGGUUCAAGAGGUAGCACUGAAGCCCAAAUGCUUAAGGUUCUUUCUCUGAAGAAUGCCCAGGAAGCUCACAAUGGGUAUCAGUCCCUUCUCUCUGAAAUUAAUGAUCCAAACACCAAAUACAUCCUGAGAUCUGCAAACCGGCUCUAUGGAGAAAGGACCUUUGAGUUUCUUCCAUCAUUUAUAGAGUCCAGUCAGAAAUCCUACCAUGCUGGCCUGGAACAGAUGGACUUCCUGCAUGCUUGGGAGGAUUCCAGGAAACAAAUCAAUGUCUGGGUGGAGGAAAGGACUGAAGGUAAAAUUCAGAACCUGUUGGCAGAGGGGACUCUCAAUUCCCUGACCAUGCUUGUGUUGGUGAAUGCCAUCUAUUUCAAAGGCAACCUGGAAAAGCCGUUCAGGAAAGCGAGUACCAGAGAGAGGCCAUUCCAAAUUAAUAAGAAUGAAACCAGGCCUGUGCAGAUGAUGUUCAAGGAGGCAAAUUUUAACAUGACCUACAUUGGAGACUUCCAGACCAAAAUCCUGGAGCUCCCCUAUGUGGGUAAUGAACUGAGCAUGAUCAUCCUGCUCCCUGAUGCAAUCCAGGAUGGCUCCACAGGCUUGGAAAGACUUGAAAGAGAACUUACAUAUGAGAAGCUGAUGGAUUGGAUCAGUCCUAAAAUGAUGAGGUCUACAAAAGUUAGGUUGUCUUUACCCAGAUUUAAAAUGGAAGAAAAUUAUAAUCUGAAACCCAUCCUGAGCAGCAUGGGAAUGCCUGAUGCAUUUGUCUUGGGCAAGGCUGACUUCUCAGGAAUCUCAUCUGGCAACCAGCUGAUGCUCUCAGAAGUGAUUCACAAAUCCUUUGUGGAAGUCAAUGAAGAAGGUAUUGAAGCAGCUGCUGCCUCAGCUGCAGUGUUUUUGUGUGCAAUGAUAGUUCCGGAAUUCACUGCUGAUCAUCCUUUCCUCUUCUUCAUCCGGCACAACAAAACUUCCAGCAUUUUGUUCUGUGGCAGAUUUUGCUGUCCCUAAAGAGGAGAUGUCUUGGCAGCAUAAGUGCCAUCACACAAUAGAUUUAUGUUUCCCUAGAACAAGGUGGCUCCUUCUGCACUAAUUGUCUCUUUCAGCUCUGCCUGCACUGUCUUCUGUGAUCUUUAUCUCCUGCUUGGCAGGAAUAAGAGAGCUGCUUAGACAAAGAUGGCGCUUGCCUUGUCCAGGCCUUUCUGUGCCUGUGUGUAGAGGUCUCCGGGUUCUUGUUGACACAAAAACCAUCCCACUUGCUCCGUGAGUGCUUCUUCUCUGCUUGAGUUCACUUUUGGUGUCCAGCAGGCAGAGUCAGGUAGUGAGAGCCCAUGAAAGUAAAGUGGUUACUGUUGUUGCCCGAUCUGAAGAGAACACAAAACAACCGGAGUUGCCUUAUGAGGUGCUUUAUUAGGGCCCGGGAGCCUGAGGACUUUCGUCCAAAGUCAGAGCCCCAUUUUGCCACAGAAUCUGCAGGGUUUAUAUACUUUUCUUAACAUGAUUGCUUCAUUUAAUCUAUAUGCAUCGCUAAGCAUCUUUAAAGGCAUACAGAGAUUUAUUAGGUACAUCAUGACAUUUGUUACUUAGCCAGAAGGUGCAUUCCAUACAUAAGGUUUAGUACAUUCUCUAGAUAAUACAUCCUCUCAAUCUACCAUGCACUAAAGUUCACUCAAAGUUUACCAGGCCUACUGCGGCCUUAGCAUAACUACUGCUACUCAUGCUAACUAUUAUAUUGCUUCAUUAAUCUAGACAUCUAUCUAUUAACUAGAAUAUGAUUUCAAUGAUUUUCGAACUUCUGCAACACUGUUGCUUGUGACAAGGCUGGAGCACAUCUGUAGCUGCCCUCCCCUUAUAGGUUCCAGUCACAUCCAUUGAGUGCCUUGAUACAUUGCCUGUAGCUGAAUGGAGUUUUUGGCAGCCUGUUCCAGGUAUUGCUGAACAUGCUGCAUAGAUGGGAGUUUUUGACUAACAACUGGGCCAUCAUUUGGUAAGAAUGGGAAUGAAAGGAUGUUUUUGUACCUGAUGUCCCUGGGAGGUAUGUGUGGGGUGAGUACCUUGGUUACAUCACCCGAGGACACUUGUGUUUAUUCCCUGUCCCCUGGUCCCCUGGUUCUGGUCCUUUAACAAAGAAUGUAACAAAAGAUAGCAUGGUGCCUAUGCAAUAUUUGAAUAAGAAAGCCUUGAUUUUUUUUUUUUUUUUGCUACUGUUUUAUGUUUAUCCUAUUAAUAUUCUCUGAGACACCAUAGCUUGCCUGUAGAAUACCAAAGUCAGAACUACAACAGCUUUCCUUAUAUUGGGAUGUAUCUUCUGGGUCCUGUUCCUGGAAUAAUAAAAGAAGUAUAAGCA
Haemorhous mexicanus (house finch) is the source of this 2633-nucleotide messenger RNA. RefSeq names its product serpin B6-like. Gene Ontology annotation, cellular component: cytoplasm. Gene Ontology annotation, molecular function: serine-type endopeptidase inhibitor activity. Lineage: Eukaryota; Metazoa; Chordata; Aves; Passeriformes; Fringillidae. Gene Ontology annotation, biological process: negative regulation of endopeptidase activity. Bases 164 to 1297 code for a protein of 377 amino acids. The record is from RefSeq and is a predicted model, not a curated record. The transcript has 8 exons.